UCGCCGCCUCGAGGGAAGGAAGCGAGGGCGGCUCGUGACUCCCCAGCGCCGCUGCCGACGGUCGAACGCCCUCUUUUUUCCCUGCCUGGUGAGUCCCCGUUCCCGGAGCCGAAGGAUGCAGUUUCGCCUCUUCUCCUUUGCCUUGCUUGUCCUGAACUGCAUGGAUUACAGCCACUGUCAAGGCGGCCGCUUGAGACGCGGCAAAAGAGCAAACUAUGGGCCAAAUCCAAUUUGCAAAGGUUGUCUGUCUUGCUCAAAGGAUAAUGGAUGCAUCAGAUGUCAACAUAAGUUGUUCUUCUUUCUACGAAGAGAAGGAAUGAGGCAAUAUGGAGAAUGCUUGAAUUCCUGCCCGUCCGGGUACUAUGGUGUCCGAGCCCCAGACAUGAACAGAUGUUCAAGAUGCAGAAUAGAGAACUGUGAUUCUUGUUUUAGUCGAGACUUUUGCACCAAGUGUAAACCUGGGUUUUAUCUCUACCGAGGCCGUUGCUUUGGAGAAUGCCCUGAUGGUUUUGCCCGUUUAGAGGAGACUAUGGAAUGUGUGGAAGGUUGUGAAGUGGGCCCGUGGAGCGAGUGGGCAAUUUGCAGUACAAAUAACAAGACCUGCGGCUUUAAGUGGGGUUUGGAAACAAGAACGAGGCAAAUUGUGAAAAAGCCAGCAAAAGACACGAUACCAUGUCCAACCAUUGCAGAAUCCAGAAGAUGCAAAAUGGCCUUGAGGCACUGUCCAGGAGGAAAGAGGACACCAAAGAAAAAGGAUAAGAAGAAGAAGAAGAAAAAGAAUUUAAUGGAACGAGCUCAGAAGCAACACAGUUUUUUCCUAGCUACAGACCGAGCUGGUCAAUAGAGACUUUUGUCCUGGGCCUGUUGUUACAUGUGGGUUGUUUUUUUGGUUAAUAUUUUGGGUUGUUUUCUUUUUUUUGCAAAAUACACAGAAGCUGCUAUUUGCUCCUGCAUGAGGAAGCACUGCGAUUCAGCUGCUUUGACAGCGUUUGGACCUGGGGAAAGAGAGGAGAACAUUCACAAGCUUGUUUUUGUGUGUUAUUUAUACUUUUAUGAUUAAUGUGGUUCUUACCAUUCUCAUUGUUCCCCAAACCUGGUCUCUCCAGGACUGAAGAAAAGCACUGAGUUCAAUCAGUGGAAGUGGGACAAAAAUGUCUUUUGAGGGUUUUUUUUUUUCCCUUUUGUUUAAAUUUGGUGUCUGCAAGAAGGAAGCAGUUGACUUCUUGGCACAGAACUUUGGAGAUAGGAACAUCAGGACUGCAUGGCACCAUGGGGCUAUGGGAUGAGUGCAUAUUUAUACAAGGUGAAGAAAUUGGGAAGUUAGAAUUGCAUAUUGUUUCUCAUACUGUACAUUUUCAAGAGUGAAGGACCAAGCAGAUAUCUGUAGGUAACAGACUUGGUCCUCAGCACACCUGCUCUACUGGAACAGAUGUAUGGUCAAUCUGCUCUUGACUGAUAUAUGGAGUUAUGGCUUAGUAUUUCAGGAGCACAGUGGUUCCCAUGUGUACAUAUCAUGCUGUCUACAUAUA
This is a messenger RNA of Candoia aspera, 1529 nucleotides long. RefSeq names its product R-spondin 2 (gene RSPO2). Lineage: Eukaryota; Metazoa; Chordata; Lepidosauria; Squamata; Candoiidae. The record is from RefSeq and is a predicted model, not a curated record. The coding region runs from base 116 to 844 and encodes 242 amino acids. The transcript is spliced from 5 exons.